Molecule: messenger RNA, 3184 nt
Organism: Hermetia illucens (black soldier fly)
Lineage: Eukaryota; Metazoa; Arthropoda; Insecta; Diptera; Stratiomyidae
Gene: AspRS-m
Product: aspartate--tRNA ligase, mitochondrial
Exons: 13
Coding region: 246-3047 (933 amino acids)
Biological process (GO): aspartyl-tRNA aminoacylation
Cellular component (GO): cytoplasm; mitochondrion
Molecular function (GO): aspartate-tRNA ligase activity; ATP binding; nucleic acid binding
Source: RefSeq, a predicted model, not a curated record
UGACAAGCUGACCGAGGAGGUUUAUCUGCGUCGAAUUGUGAGUAAAUAAGUGAAUUAAAGCUGGAAGUUUCGAAACUAGUUUUUGGUAAAUCAUUCUUGGCGGAAGUGCCCAUCUAGGGAAAAAGUUUAGUUGGAUUAUUUUUCUCGCUUCACACAGAAUACCACAGACCCUUCGAGUUCUCCUCUCACGGGAGCUGACAGGCUAUCAAAUCCUCAGGAAGCAGAGCAUCACCAAUAUUCCGAGAAUGAACUGGAAUAGAGGAAACAGGAGUGGCCCUGCCAAUGUUACGCCCCUCAUGGACGUAGGACUGGCGAAUUUGAUGAUGCAACAGCCGCCGCCGCCCCCACCCGUAAUGGUCAACUGCGGAGAGCUCCGAGCCGAACAUCAGGGCCAAUAUGUAGAGAUGACCGGCCGCUUGGGGAAGAAACGCAUUAGUCGUUUCGCUGAAAUCCGCGACCGACAUGGAAUCACGCAACUUUUGAUAAACGAAGAAAUGACCCCGCGGCUGGCCCGGAAGUUCAGCAACCUGCCCGAAAGCAGCGUGAUCACCAUCCUUGGGAAAGUCAUGUUACGACCGACAUCAUACCGCAACGAGUCCCUCCAAACUGGCGAGAUUGAGGUGGAGGUUGAGGAACUAACGGGCACGAUUAUGCCUGCGAAUCAUUCGUACAACCAGAAGCGAUCGUACAGUACCAUGGCGAACACCAAGUUCAAGGGAAUCACAAGCACCGAGUUCAAGCGCGCCGUUUCCGACAAUCUUAUCAAAUAUUUCGACAACCGCGAACUCACCUGCAAUGACUUGCGCGUGGACGAUGUGGGGAAGAAUGUUCAACUUGUCGGCUGGCUCCACAGUGUUGCGAACUCGAAGUUCCAACAGUUGAAGGACGGUUACGGGCAAACACAGAUUAUUGUUGAAAACCAUAGAUCGCUUGAUAAGUUGGACGAAAAGUCUUUAUUGUUGGUAAAGGGACGUGUUGUUGCCAGGCCGAAGAGCAACAGGAAUGUGUCUAUUGAAACUGGCGACAUUGAAGUUGUCGUAGAUGAUCUGAAAAUAUUAGAUCCCGAGGAACCUUACGAAGGACCUGUCAAAGAAAAGCCACAAAAGCCUACACCUACCGAAGAAUCACCUAAAGAAAGCAGUAGAGCCAUCUCUCCUAUUCCCAAAACAGCAGAUUUAAACAUCUACACCACUAGAACCCAUACUUGUGGCGAACUAACCAGCACCAAUGUUAACGAGGAAGUGGUUCUUUGCGGGUGGCUUGAAUUUCAACGGAUGAACAAAUUCAUUGUACUUCGUGAUGGCUACGGACACACUCAAGUGAUCCUAUCACCCGAACUGAAGGAAAUGAAACUCGAUGAUAUACCAUUUGAGUCAAUCUUAAGAGUGGAAGGCACCGUUAUCCCGCGCCCUACGCACAUGCGUAAUCCAGACAUGAAAACCGGAGAAAUUGAAGUGAGCGCCAAGAAAAUUGAAGUACUUAACGAGGCUAUGCCAAAUCUUCCGAUCGAAGUGCGGGAGCACAACAGGUCGAGGGAGGCAUUGAGAAUGGAGCACAGAUAUAUUGACUUGAGAUUCGCUGACAUGCAGAAGAACCUUCGAAUGCGGUCCGCUGUCCUGAUGAAAAUGCGAGAGUUCUUGGUGAAUCAAGUAGGCUUCGUGGAGGUCGAGACACCAACAUUAUUCCGUCGCACACCCGGGGGUGCACAAGAGUUCGUUGUGCCAACACGAAAUCAUGGGCAUUUCUAUUCCCUCGUGCAAAGUCCACAGCAAUUCAAACAGAUGCUUAUGGCCGGUGCAAUUGAUCGUUAUUUCCAAAUAGCCAGGUGCUAUCGCGAUGAAGCUACCCGACCAGAUCGCCAACCAGAAUUUACUCAACUCGACAUAGAAAUGUCAUUUACAGAUCGCGAAAGUAUUAUUCAACUGAUUGAAGACUUGUUGGUGCAUUGUUUGCCACAGAAUGAGGAACCUAUUACCAAACCGUUUCCGAGAAUCACCUAUGCUGAAGCUAUGGAAAAAUAUGGCAGUGACAAACCGGAUAUGAGAUUUGACAUGAUGUUCAAAAACGUAACAGACAUUUUAGCGACCAAUGCGCAGCUUAAGAAAGAUAUUUCCAACUUCGGAGCAUACUCGAUUCUUGUGAAGAAGCAGAACGCGCAUUUGUCGGCUGCUUUGAAGAAACAAUUUGAAACCCUAGCGGUAGGCACAGGUUGUAAAAUGGUGGCGCAUAAAAUCAACCGGCAAUCAGGUGCAGAAUGGACUAAAGAGGCGCUCAAUAAACUUCUCUCCCAUGAAGUGAUGAAGUCUCUUUGGACUUCAUUGCAACUUGAAAAGGGAGAUUUACUCCUCAUGGCCUUUGGUUCCAAAGAAGCUGCCCAAAAUCUUCUCGGCAAAGUUCGCCUUUUGUACGUCGAGGACUUAGAAAAACGCGACCUCAUUCCUAAACGCAAAAACAACAAAUACAAUUUCCUCUGGGUCGUUGAUUUCCCCAUGUUCACUAGAAGCGAAUCUGACCCGGACGUUUUAGAAAGCACCCAUCAUCCCUUCACCGCCCCACACGAGGAAGACAGAGAAUUGCUCAAAGAGAAAGAAAACUUGGACCAGAUUCGCUCGCAAGCCUACGAUCUAGUCUUGAACGGUCAAGAAAUUGGCGGUGGAUCAAUUCGAAUUCACGAUCAUGAAGAACAACUUUUCGUUCUUGAAGAUAUUCUGAAAAUUCCCCAUGAACACUUACAGCAUUUACUUUCCGCUUUGAAUUCAGGUUGUCCGCCACACGGUGGUAUCGCAUUAGGAAUUGAUAGACUGAUGUCGAUACUUUGCAAUACGAAAUCGAUUCGUGAUGUUAUUGCAUUCCCGAAGGGAUUAAAUGGCAAGGAUCAUUUGUCUAAAGCUCCCGUUCCAAUAUCAGAGGAAGAAAAGGAACUUUAUGGAUUGGUAGCAAUGUCUGAUGUUCCGAUAGAGAAAGAGGAAGAAGCAGAAGAAGAUGAGGGUUCCGGCGCGGAAGAAAUGGACACAGCAGAAGUUGAAACCAAAACUGAAAAAGUGUAAUCGUAGUUGGUAAGGACUUUAGCUCGUAAGUGUGUGUAAAAAGACUGCACUACGCAAUUUGCAGUAGCAUAUUUUGUCGUUUUCCAAUGACUUGAUGAAUUAUGAAUUAUAGAAAUAAAGUAAGUUUAUUGCGAUAA